AAAGACCCACUCCUCAAUGUAAUCAUAUCCUAUGGGAAGAAGACCGAGCUGUUAGCACUCCAACUCAUCAAAAUGAUGCAGCCGGCGAACUUGAUGGCCAAGAAUGAAGUUGGGGACACGGCGCUUCACGUGGCAGCGGCCAUGGAUAGUUUGUCUGUGGCCACUGCGCUCAUCGAUAAAAAUCCGAAUCUGAUAGAAGAGAGAAACAAUAAACUUGAGACACCACUCUUGAAGGCCGCUCUUUUUGGUAGUGCAGCUACUUUCCACAAGCUCAAGCGGCAAAACCGUGACGGCGUCCAUCACAGAACUCUCACUGGGGCCAGUGUUCUUCACUGUGCAAUAUUGGGCAAUAAUCCAGACCUCGCUUUGGAAAUAGCACAAGAAUUUGGAUUUUUGAUUUAUACUAGAAAUUUGAAAGCACUGACCCCGUUACAACUCAUAGUCACCAUUCCACAAGUGUUUCGAAGCAGUUUGGAGUUGGGGCCGGCGGAAUCAUUUCUUUACACAUUCAUUCCAUUGGAUAGCCAUGAUAAAUCCAACCAACGUGAAAAAAAUAUAGAUGACGAGGAGCUUGGCAAGUCCAUCUCGCACCAUUAUUGGGUUGAGAGUAAUGCUAAAAGCGACAAACUUUUUGAAGCAUCAGAGGCAAUGUCCAAAAGAAAAUUUGUGAAAAAAUAUCAACUAAUAUGGUACUUUUUCUAUGUAGCGAAGCUUGUUGGGCUCUACCUGGAUGCUUCUCGAGUGCGGCUCUUUAUUAUUUUCAUUUUGAAAAAAUUGUUCAACAGUAUAGAGGAACUUGAAAUAUUAAAGACAAACCAUGUACAAACCAUGAAGCUUAUUGCAUACCUUGCAAGAGAUCCGGAGUACUGGGAUUUCAUCAAUAAAGGAACGUUCAAGAAAAAGCAAACUGACAUGAAGCCUGAAAAUAUGAUUUUUAAGAGAAAAAAUGGUGACGAUGAUGAAAUUGAUAAGGACUUUGAUGAUGAGGAGGACUUUGAUGACUUUGAUGAUGAUGAUGAUGAUGAUGAUGAUGAUGAAGAGGAAGAAGAAGAAGAAGAAGAAGAGCAAAAAAUCGACAACCAAAAUACUCCAUUGGAUGGUUCAAAUAGAAGAACUACUAGUAGUCUCCACACGCACAAGGAAUUGGUUUCAUCUGAUAGUCUAAAUGAAAGAACUACUAGUAGUCUCCCAAAGGAAAAGGAUUUGAUUUUAGAGCAUGCAAUGAAUCUGAUUUCUGAGCAAAAGAAAUUGAUUUCGGAGCAAAAGAAUUUGAUAAUAGAGCAAAAUAAUUCGAUUAAAGAAUUCACGAAGCAAAUCAAAAGUAGCUUGCCAGAACCCGCAAAGAGGCAACUGACAAGAUGGGCUGAAUCACCUCUCAUAGUUGGUGCCAAGAUGGGGCUAUAUGAUUUUGUGGAACAAAUUUUGAAGGUAUACCCGCAAUCAGCUCAGUUCAAAGACCUGGAGGGGAAAAAUGUCCUACAAGUUGCAAUUAAACACGGUCAAGUGAAGAUUGUGAAGAUUAUAGCUGAGAUGAUAAAAGGACCCAAUCCGAUGUUACCAUCUUGGUUGUUGUCGGAUGUUACAGACGACGAGAUGAACAAAGAUGACGAGAUGAACAACACCAUCCUGCAUUAUGCUGCUGUAACAACCAUCAAAGACGAAGGGUUUGCACUACAGAUGCAGCGAGAGAUCAUAUGGUUCGAGACGGUGAAGAAGUUGGUCCCAAAGGAUAUGGUAAACAACAGAAAUGCAGAAGAGAAAACAGCUCAAGAGCUGUUCAACGAGAACCAUGCCGAGAUGAUGAAGAGUGGAAGGAAUCAGUUGAUGGACAUAGGGAAGACAUGCUCAGGUCUCCUUGCAGCAGUGGUGUUUGCCACUAGCUUCAACAUUCCCGGAGGCAAAGACUCAGACAGUAGAACUGGACCAUCUAACAACAACAUGACUAAUAGUACUAAAGGGAACCAUUUCAAUGAUGAGUCAGUGGGGUUCAAGGUGUUCAGUCAUGCCUAUGUGAUGGGGUUGUCAUUUGCGACUUGUUCUCUUCUUCUCUUCUUGUCAUUGCUGACAUCCAACUAUAGGCCAGAAGCCUUCAGGAAAGCACUUCCGACCAAGUAUAUAUUGGCAGUUGUGUCCUUCUUCUUUGCCUUGUUGACUCUUCUGGUGGCUUUCACAUGCAACAUAUACCUUAGUAUUUACGGAGGGGGGACACCAAAGGCUAAAGACUUGUUACCACUUGUCCUUGAGCUCACUGGUUUCCCAUUCUUGUGCGCCGUUGCUUUGUUCUUUGGUGGCUUUAGCCUUCGAUUUUCGGAUUUCAUCCUGAGGAUGCUCCACAGGUAAGUGCUGCUAUUCAUGCAUGCACGUACGUACCAUUGUUUUGUGUUAAGUUUGUGAUCAUGAUCGAGGACUGCUUGGAUUUGGGAUCAUGCAUGGUUUUAAUUGUUUUUAUAUGUUUUUUUUAUUCUCUUCUUUUCUUUGGAUUUUAUCAAUGAAUUGAGAGUGGAUUAUAUAUCAACAUGUGGGUUUUGAUAUUUACUAAUUUAUUUAAUUUAUUUUUUUAAAAAA
Molecule: messenger RNA, 2565 nt
Organism: Dioscorea cayenensis subsp. rotundata (Guinea yam)
Lineage: Eukaryota; Viridiplantae; Streptophyta; Magnoliopsida; Dioscoreales; Dioscoreaceae
Exons: 8
Coding region: 73-2340 (755 amino acids)
Molecular function (GO): protein binding
Source: RefSeq, a predicted model, not a curated record